This is a messenger RNA of Myotis myotis, 1779 nucleotides long. Its product is annotated as pepsin B. The record is from RefSeq and is a predicted model, not a curated record. Bases 524 to 1603 code for a protein of 359 amino acids. Lineage: Eukaryota; Metazoa; Chordata; Mammalia; Chiroptera; Vespertilionidae. Gene Ontology annotation, molecular function: aspartic-type endopeptidase activity. Gene Ontology annotation, biological process: proteolysis. The transcript has 8 exons.
GUGACAAGCUAGAGAAGAGCGAAGGGUUGCAGGUCUCUUGGAGAGGCAGUCAGAUUGUACCACGAACUGAACACCCACUGGGAGCCAAGACUUGAAAUGGAUGGAUGGAUGGAUGGAUGGAGUGUGUGUGUGUGUGUGUGUGUGUGCACAUAAGGGUGGGUUGACUGUUUUGUUGGUUUAGAAGAAUGGACAAUCCCUGUCCCAAGCUUAUAGCAGGCGCUGGGAAGAAACAGACAGUUAUUCUCUGGAAACAAGAUAUAAGCACAACCUCCCCUCCCAAAUAUUAUGUAGUGUGUUUCUGUGUUGGGAAUCCAGGAAUGACUGUAGUGGUCAGAACUUGCUAAAAUCCAGGAGGACUUCCUGGACCUCGCUCUUCCUGAGCAGAAAGUACUGAAGAGAUUUGAAAACUCCAGGUCAGAUCAUUGAAGAGGUUGCUUUAGUGGGGCAAGGUGAAGCUCAUUCAUUUUUUAACCCUAUUCUCUGCAGAAUCAUUCUUAAAAAAGGCAAGUCUAUCCGCCAGACAAUGGAGGAGAAGGGCGUCCUGGAGAAGUUCCUAAAGAACCACCGAAAGGAGGACCCAGCUGCCAAGUAUCAUUUCAACAACGAUGCUGUUGCUUACGAGCCCAUCACUAACUACUUGGAUGCUUUCUAUUUUGGGGAGAUAAGCAUUGGGACACCACCCCAAAAUUUCCUGGUCCUCUUCGACACGGGCUCUUCCAAUCUGUGGGUGCCCUCCACCUAUUGCCAGAGCCAGGCCUGCUCCAAUCACAACAGGUUCAACCCCAGCCUGUCCUCCACCUUCAGAAACAAUGGGCAAACCUACACACUGUCCUACGGGAGUGGCAGCCUGAGUGUGGUCCUGGGAUAUGACACUGUGACUGUUCAGAACAUCGUCGUCAAUAACCAGGAGUUCGGCCUGAGCGAGAAUGAGCCCAACGACCCCUUCUACUACUCAGACUUCGAUGGGAUCCUAGGGAUGGCCUACCCCAACAUGGCGGUGGGCAGUGCCCCCACAGUCAUGCAGGGGAUGCUGCAGCAGGGCCAGCUCACCCUGCCCAUCUUCAGCUUCUACUUCUCUCGCCAACCAACCCAUCAGUACGGUGGAGAGCUCAUCCUGGGCGGCGUGGACCAGCGGCUUUAUUCCGGCCAGAUCGUCUGGGCCCCUGUCACCCAGGAACUGUACUGGCAGAUUGCCAUUCAGGAGUUUGCCAUCGGUGACCAGGCCACUGGCUGGUGCUCCCAGGGCUGCCAGGCCAUCGUAGAUACCGGCACUUUCCUGCUGGCGGUUCCCCAGCAGUACAUGGGCUCCUUCCUGCAAGCGACAGGAGCCCAGCAGGCUCAGAACGGUGAUUUUGUGGUCGCCUGCAACUCUGUGGAGAGCUUGCCCACCAUCACCUUCAUCAUCAGCGGGUCCCAGUUCCCUCUGCCUCCCUCCGCCUAUGUCCUCCACAACAACGGCUACUGCAGGCUGGGGAUCGAGGCCACUUACCUGCCCUCCCCCAACGGGCAGCCGCUGUGGAUCCUGGGGGACGUCUUCCUCAAGGAAUACUACUCAGUCUAUGACAUGGCCAACAACAGGGUGGGCCUUGCCUUCGCCGCCUAGAUGGCGAGGGGCAGCUGUCCGCACCCCGCACGCAGGGCUGGGGAUGCCCUCGUGUGGCUGUGGGCUCACCGCACCAUUUCCAACUACCCUGACCCCUUCUGUUCACUACAGUCUUACUUCCUGCAACGAAUAAAUUGGGAAACUCCAAAAAUCUUUGAAGUUCCUUCCAAAAUGUC